Messenger RNA from Macrosteles quadrilineatus (aster leafhopper), 2293 nucleotides. Its product is annotated as ATP-dependent DNA helicase PIF1-like. Bases 195 to 2018 code for a protein of 607 amino acids. Gene Ontology annotation, molecular function: ATP hydrolysis activity; DNA helicase activity. Gene Ontology annotation, biological process: DNA repair; telomere maintenance. Lineage: Eukaryota; Metazoa; Arthropoda; Insecta; Hemiptera; Cicadellidae. The transcript has 11 exons. The record is from RefSeq and is a predicted model, not a curated record.
AAAUUUUCCAAAUCCAAUUAAAUUUGUGAUUAAUAUACAAACAAUGCUGUUGCACUCAUCUCAUCAUUGCAUUUAUUUUGUAAAAUCUAUAGUGUAAACUUAAUAGGAAAACGAAAACAGGUUCAACUCUAAAGAAACAGCAUAGUUUUCGGUACUAUAAACACUUGAAGAAAAGUGAAUAAAAGAUCAACAACAUGGCUGAAGCAGGCACAAUUACAUGUGGUUUGACAAUUGAAUAUUUGAAUCAGCAACAAUCAGUUACAAGAACUGCCAAAUGGAGAACAUCUACUUUGACCUUAGUUCGCAAUGAAUUUAGAGAAAUCUAUCUCGAUGUUAGAGCUUCUGAUUCUAGCCUUAGAUUCCUGCUUCAAAAUAUAAGUGUUCAUAAAAAAUUUGUUUCGGAAGGUAAAGCUACGAUACAUUUCCAGUUACAUCCUGCUAAAGUAUAUAUAUCUAAUGCACCAGCUUCUCAGUUAUUAGUAUUUCUGAAAACAUUAUUUGUCAAGAUGAGCAGUUUCAAAUGUUCACCUAAAGUUCCUCUACGAGAACAAUUGUUGACAAGUAAAGGCAGAAACGUUGAAGAAAUUAGCCCUAUAAACGCUAAAGAUGUUACAAGAGUCAAAACUACAGUUGGUACUCAAGUAGAUGUCAAACGUGCUUCUAAACAAAAAAGUAAACAUAGUACUAGUAAUGUUCAGGCUGCCAAAAAGCGAUGUGUUGAAUCAUUGCUGACUGAGAAACUUACGGACGAACAGCAAAGAGUUGUUGAUGCUGUAAUGAGAGGGAAAAAUAUAUUCUUUACAGGCAGUGCUGGUACAGGCAAGUCAUUCCUGCUGCGGCACAUAAUCGGAGCUCUGGUACCAGACAAAACUGUGGCAACGGCCAGCACCGGAGCAGCGGCUUGUCUCAUCAACGGCACCACUCUACACUCGUUUGCUGGUAUUGGAGAUGGUGAAUCUUCAUUGGAUCGCAGUGUACAGCUGGCUCAAAGACCUCAAGUCUUGUCUAACUGGAAGCGGUGUAAACACCUCAUAAUCGACGAAAUAUCCAUGGUAGACGGGAAAUACUUUGAGAAAGUUGAGAAGGUAGCCAGGAUUAUUAAAGGUGUUGACAAACCCUUUGGGGGGAUCCAGUUGAUUGUUUGCGGGGACUUUCUUCAACUUCCUCCGGUCGUCCGCGACUCCCAGCGACCAAAGUUCUGUUUCCAAUAUCCAGUUUGGAAGCAGUGUGAAUUUCAAGUGUACAAUCUAGCCAAAGUUCAUCGGCAGAACGACACAAAGUUCAUCGAUAUACUCAACAAUAUCAGAUUGGGGAGGGUGACAGAGGAGAUGACACAAGAACUGUUACGGACAGCAUCACAGACGAUCACCAAGGACAACAUUGUAGCCACAAAACUAUGUAGUCAUAAUCAAGAGGCUACGUCCAUCAACAACGCAGAGCUUAACAGGCUCCCAGGUGAGGAGAGAAGGUUUGAAGCAGAAGAUAGCUGUGCAACUGCUCGUAAACUGUUGGACGACCAGACACCCGUGGAAGCAGUGUUGGUGCUCAAAGUUGGAGCUCAGGUGAUGCUACUCAAGAAUAUCAGCGUAGCUCGAGGCCUGGUUAACGGAGCACGAGGUGUUAUAACAAAGUUCUCCAAAGACGGCUUGCCAGUGGUGCGGUUCAUGUCAGGCUUGGAAUGCACAGUGCCGAGGGACAAAUGGGUUGCUAAGUCAGCGAGUGGAACCCACUACGCUCGGAAACAGAUUCCCCUGAAACUUGCGUGGGCGUUCUCUAUCCACAAGUCACAGGGCCUGACGCUGGACUGUGUGGAGAUCUCCUUGUCCAAGGUGUUUGAGGCGGGUCAAGCGUACGUCGCUCUGUCUCGGGCCAAGAGUCUCGAGUCUCUCCGUAUCAUCAACUUUGAUCCGAAACAAGUCUGGGCGGACAAGGACGUUCUCAACUUCUACCACAGAGAAGGACAAAGAGCUAAACUACUUUCAAAUCAUUUCAUUCCUCUAGGUCCGAAGCGAAAGUAGUGAAAAUGAGACUAAAAGUCUGGAAAAAUUGGUAAUGUUAAACGUUUUAUUUGAUUAUUUAACAACAGUAUUACUCGCUAGUUAGGUGCGUGAUUGAAAUAUUUAUAAAUUUAAACUUUUAUUUUGAACUUAAGAAGUUAAUUUAGCUUGCUUGAAAUAUUUAUGAAUUAAAACGUUUGAUUUGAACCCACGAAUACUAGAAAAAUACCGGUUUGGAUCAUAAACAUAAACAAAUGACGUUUUUGGCCCGAAAGUAAACAAAACCCCUAUACUAA